Molecule: messenger RNA, 972 nt
Organism: Paramuricea clavata
Lineage: Eukaryota; Metazoa; Cnidaria; Anthozoa; Malacalcyonacea; Plexauridae
Source: the annotation of a GenBank genome assembly
AUGAAUUACACCACAUGUGAACUUCAGACAGCAGAUAAAUCAACAACAAAAGCUAUCUGCUUCUCGCCAGAGAAAACGAAACCAUUAAGAAGAGCCAUGGAAAACAAAAGUCCUGUAAAAUUAACAAAAUAUGAAUACAAUGAAAGAUAUCGUAACAUUGUCAUAAAAAACACAACUUCUGUCACCGAGGUGAGCCACCCAGUAGAUUUUGCCCGAGCAGAAUCCUUAUCAACUGCAGUGUCAACCAUAUCUAAUAUAAAAACAACAUCACCUCACGAGCUUGUUUCCUUGAAAGCAACAGUCAAGCACCUAUCAGGCACCAAAAUUGUAAACAUGGAUAAAGGCUCACUGAAGAAAUGCUCUUGUAUAUUGCAAGAUACAACAGGCACAAUAGAAGCUGUGUUUUGGGAAGAGUGGGUUGGCAUUGUGGAAAAUGAGAAAACCUAUAUGUUCACCAAUUUUAGGGUUAAGAAGAAUAAUUAUACAAACGACGUGUAUGUCAAUACUGCAAAAGAUGGAUUUGAGGUAAAAGAGUGUGAUCCUUUCCAACAACUGCUCCCUGAUGUUCAACCAAGCAUUGCCGAUAUUGCAACAAAACAAGCAACUGUGUCGAUAAUUGGAGUAAAAAAGCUAACCAAGUACAACACUUGCAGUGCUUGUGGCAAAAAAAUGGAAGGCAGUGGUAAAACAGUGAAGGGUGAAUCAUGCAAACUAAAACAAAGAAUAUCUCCAGAAGGCACAAGUUGGUACGCUCGACUUUAUCUGCAAAACAGAGACACAAAAGAAAAGUUCUACCUCACUGCCUUCAACCAAGAAUUAAUUAAACUACUGGAGGAAAAUGACGAGGAACUCAUGCCUGAGCAAGAUGAAGAAACCAUCACUGAUUUCCUUCUUGACAUUGACAAUGUUGAAAUUAGAUAUAACAUUGCAGAUGGUAAACUUCUUGAAGUGGUGAGCAACUUAGACAUUUGA